AUGGCCGAAUAAAAUAACCAAGUUAAGGAACUCAAAUAAUAUUUAGCUUUUUUUAAUCAAAAAAAGGAUGAAUCAUUCAAAGAGUUGAAUUUAGAUUUUAAGGAUUUUGUUUCUGAUAACAUAUAAGACUCCACAAUAUACAAUAAAGAUGAUGUACUCAAUCUAAUAAAUAAAUGGAAUGACUAAGUUAAAAAAACCUUGUCUAAUGAUAUCUCCAAUAUGAGCAGAAUGUCUGCUAUAUAUCUUUAAUAUUUAUUUUAAUAAACAGGAGUUGAAUUUUCACUUAAUCUCAAUCUUCUUGAAGACAUUAAAAUGAUAGAAAAUAUGAAGAAAGUAGAAAACACUGAUACAACUUUUUUAGCAAGCAGUGAAGUUAAAAAUCCUUUAAAGGCUGUUUAGGGUAAACUUCCAAGUCUUUUUGAAAGCCAAAAAACUGACUAGAAUUUGCUAAAAAUUGAGUAGCUAGAAAAUGAACUAUCUCAACUAAAAUAAGAAAAUGAAAAAUUAAAGGAAAAUGUUAAAGCAUCUUCUUAAGGAAAGAUAGGAACUGAAUAUGAAAUAUUGGACCUAUAGGAAAAGUUUGAAAAACUGCAAACUGAACAUAAGCUCCUACAAGAAGAUUCAUAAAAGAAGCUCAACGAAAGUGCAUAGUUCAACAACUUAAAAAAAAUGAUUUAAUAAAAAAAUGAACAGAUCAAAGAAUUUAAAGAUCGUUUAAGCAAAUACGAAAAGGUUGAGUGA
Messenger RNA from Tetrahymena thermophila SB210, 741 nucleotides. Its product is annotated as leucine zipper transcription factor-like protein, putative. The record is from RefSeq and is a predicted model, not a curated record. Gene Ontology annotation, biological process: negative regulation of protein localization to cilium. Gene Ontology annotation, cellular component: cytoplasm. Lineage: Eukaryota; Ciliophora; Oligohymenophorea; Hymenostomatida; Tetrahymenidae. The transcript is spliced from 6 exons.